Drosophila grimshawi is the source of this 873-nucleotide messenger RNA. RefSeq lists its product as uncharacterized. The record is from RefSeq and is a predicted model, not a curated record. The transcript has 3 exons. Lineage: Eukaryota; Metazoa; Arthropoda; Insecta; Diptera; Drosophilidae. Bases 56 to 631 code for a protein of 191 amino acids.
UCGGCUUCCAUUUCGAUUGUCUGGAUAGUAUAUACAUAUAUAUAGAGUAAACAGUAUGAAUCUACGUUACAUUUGCACAUUGUCACUGCUGCCCACACUCUAUGUGCUGCUUGUCCUGCUGCUGGAGUAUGUGGAGGAGGGUCUCGCCCAGAAUCCGGAUCCGUUGUUCGAGCUGCCCGUGCAGUUGGUCGGUUUUCCGGUGAUUGUCCUCUCCGUGCGUCUGUCGCAGUUUGCCAAAAAGUUGGCCUACUCCCUCAAUCCAAAUACGUACCGUGCGCGGAGUAAACGUGACGCAGCCCAUCCGCUGGCCCUCGACGCGGAGCUGGCCCAGAAGCAGAUCCAGCUCGAAUUCGGUCUACAGGCUUGCAUCCUCGAGGAGCCUUGUCGCGUGCACGCCUCCCGUUCAGCCAGUCAACGGCGUCCGGGCAACGAGGGCAAGGCUGCCGCACAUGCACCCUGGUCAGAGGUCUUGAGGAACUACAAAGUGCAAUCAACCGGAGGCAUGAAACAAUGGUAUCUGCUCUCGCUCUUCAUCGGCGAUGCUGUGCGGGAUGUGCCGCUCUGCAAGCACCUGGCCAAAAGGAUGCCAUGUCCAGGAGCUGGACCACUGCCGCCUCCACAGCCACGAUAAGGACUAUCUAGCACUCCAAAAAUGGGCGGGCUUUCGUUUUUUUUUAGUUGUAGGGGGGCUCUCUCUGCAUCAUCGCAUCGUGUAGUCAGUCACAGUCAACUGCAUGGACAUCUUUGUUACAUACUUUCCAACUCCAACUACGUCUAUCUUCACUCUUCAUCAAUUCGUACUGUUAGUUGUUUUUAGGGGUUAUAAUUUAAACGACAGACAGCAUAGGCUUAGACUUAAGUAAGUAUGUAUGA